UGCCUGAUGUUUCAGAUUCUUAUUGGAGGAAAUAUCUCUGGCAAUACAGUAUUGGAAGAUGAUUUCACCACACUGGACAGUAGAAAGUGGCUGCUCCAUCCUGGUGGAACAAAGAUGCCGGUCUGUGGAUCUACUGGGGAUGCUCUGGUGUUCAUUGAGAAAGCCAGCACUCGCUAUGUUGUCACCACUGACAUUGUUGUCAAUGAAGACUCUUUCUUGCAAAUAGAUUUUGCAGCAUCCUGCUCUGUCACAGACUCCUGUUAUGCUAUUGAACUGGAAUAUUCAGUGGACCUUGGGCUCACCUGGCACCCAAUUUUGAGAGACUGUCUUCCUACUAACGUGGAAUGCAACAAGUACCAUCUCCAGAGGAUUCUCAUUUCGGACACUUUCAACAAGUGGACCCGGGUUACUUUGCCUCUGCCUCCCUAUACUAGGUCUCAAGCCACUCGUUUCCGCUGGCACCAGCCCGCUCCUUUCGAUAAGCAGCAAACGUGGGCAAUCGACAACGUCUACAUCGGGGACGGCUGCAUAGACAUGUGCAGUGGCCACGGGAAGUGCACCCAGGACAACUGUGUCUGCGAUGAGCACUGGGGCGGGCUGUACUGUGACGAGCCAGAGACUCCCCUUCCAACACAACUGAAAGACAACUUCAACCGCUCCCCGUCGAACCAGAACUGGCUGACGGUGAACGGGGGCAAACUGAGCACGGUCUGCGGGGCCGUCGCCUCCGGGAUGGCUCUUCACUUCAGUGGGGGCUGCAGCCGUAUGUUAGUUACAGUGGAUUUGAACCUCACCAGUGCAGAAUUCAUCCAGUUUUAUUUCAUGUAUGGAUGUCUGAUAACUCCUAAUAACCGCAACCAAGGAGUGCUGCUGGAGUAUUCUGUGAACGGUGGAAUCACCUGGAGCCUCUUAAUGGAAAUUUUCUAUGAUCAGUUCAGCAAGCCUGGCUUUGUGAACAUCCUCCUUCCCUACGAUGCCAAAACCAUUGGGACACGGUUCCGCUGGUGGCAACCUAAACACGAUGGGCUGGACCAGAACGACUGGGCCAUCGACAACGUGCUGAUUUCGGGCUCAGCCGACCAGAGGACAGUGAUGCUGGACACCUUCAGCAGCGCUCCCCUGCCGCAGCACGAGCGCUCCCCCGCCGACGCAGGGCCCACCGGCAGGAUCGCCUUUGACAUGUUCAUGGAGGACAAAACUACAGUGAAUGAACACUGGUUAUUCCAUGAUGAUUGCUCAAUCGAGAGAUUUUGUGAUUCUCCUGAUGGUGUCAUGAUCUGCGGGAGCCAUGACGGCAGAGAGGUCUAUGCAGUUACCCACGACCUGACUCCUACAGAAGGCUGGAUCAUGCAGUUCAAGGUUUCUGUUGGAUGUAAAACCUCAGAAAAACUUGCACAAAAUCAGGUCCACGUGCAGUAUUCCACUGACUUUGGUGUUAGCUGGAGUUACUUAGUACCUCAGUGCUUACCAGCUGAUCCAAAAUGUUCUGGGAGUGUUUCACAGCCAUCUGUCUUCUUUCCCACAAAAGGAUGGAAAAGAGUAACUUACUCACUGCCUGAAAGCCUUGUGGGCAAUCCUGUGAGGUUUCGCUUCUACCAGAAAUACUCAGAUAUGCAGUGGGCCAUCGAUAAUUUCUAUCUGGGCCCUGGUUGUCUGGAAAACUGUAGAGGUCAUGGGGACUGCCUGAAUGAGCAAUGCAUCUGUGACCCUGGGUAUUCGGGUCCAAACUGCUACCUUACCCAGACACUGAAGACUUUCCUGAAAGAGCGCUUUGACAAUGAAGAAAUCAAACCAGAUUUAUGGAUGUCCUUAGAAGGUGGAAAUACCUGUACCGAGUGUGGAAUUCUCGCAGAAGACACAACUCUGUAUUUUGGAGGUGCAACUGUGAGGCAGGCUGUCACUCAAGAUCUGGACCUGCGGGGGGCAAAGUUUCUACAGUACUGGGGGAGAAUUGGGAGCGAGAACAACAUGACAACGUGCCACAGACCAACUUGCAGAAAGGAGGGAGUGCUGCUAGACUAUUCCAUUGACGGAGGGAUAUCCUGGACUUUGCUUCAUGAGAUGGAUUACCAAAAAUACAUCUCAGUCAGGCACGACUACAUCCUCCUCCCCGAACAUGCCCUGACCAACACCACCCGCCUGCGCUGGUGGCAGCCGUUCACCAUCAGCAACGGGAUCGUGGUUCCAGGCCCUGACCGGGCACAGUGGGCUCUGGAUAACAUCCUGAUCGGAGGAGCAGAGAUCAACCCCAGCCAGCUGGUAGAUACGUUUGAUGAUGAAGGCACCUCUCAUGAAGAAAACUGGAGCUUUUACCCUAAUGCAGUCAGGACUGCAGGGUUCUGUGGAAAUCCAUCAUUCCAUCUCUACUGGCCAAACAAGAAGAAGGACAAAACACACAACAUCCUGUCCUCCAGGGAGCUCAUUAUACAGCCAGGAUACAUGAUGCAGUUUAAAAUCGUGGUUGGCUGUGAGGCAAAUUCUUGUGGGGACCUCCACUCAGUGAUGCUGGAGUAUACAAAGGAUGCCAGGACAGACUCAUGGCAACUCGUCCAGACACACUGUCUUCCUUCCUCAUCUAAUAGCAUUGGCUGCUCCCCAUUUCAGUUCCAUGAAGCUACCAUCUAUAACUCUGUCAACAGCUCCAUGUGGAGAAGAAUAACUAUCCAGCUGCCUGACCAUGUCUCAUCCAGUGCGACUCAGUUCAGGUGGAUUCAGAAGGGAGAAGAACUAGAGAAACAAAGCUGGGCAAUUGAUCACGUGUACAUUGGGGAAGCGUGCCCUAAGCUCUGCAGUGGCCACGGAUAUUGCACCACUGGAGCCAUUUGCAUUUGUGACGAAGGAUAUCAAGGUGAUGACUGCUCUGGUUUUAGCCAUGAUCUGCCCAGUUAUAUUAAAGAUAAUUUUGAAUCUGAAAGAGUUACUGAAAUAAACUGGGAAACCAUUCAGGGGGGAGUGAUAGGGAAUGGAUGUGGACAGCUGGCACCCUACGCCCAUGGAGAUUCGCUCUAUUUUAAUGGAUGUCAAAUACGACAAGCUGUGACUAAGCCUCUGGAUCUCACCCGAGCAAGCAAAAUCAUGUUUGUUUUGCAAAUUGGAAGUAUUUCACAAACAGACAGUUGCAAUACCAAUCUGAGUGAUCCUAACACUGUAGACAAGGCAGUGCUCCUCCAAUACAGUGUAAAUAAUGGAAUUACAUGGCAAGUAAUUGCACAGCAUCAGCCAAAGGACUUUAUACAAGCCCAAAGAGUGUCUUAUAAUGUUCCCCUGGAGGCACGAAUGAAAGGAGUCCUACUGCGCUGGUGGCAGCCCCGUCACAACGGGACAGGUCAUGAUCAGUGGGCUUUGGACCACGUAGAAGUCGUCCUAAUAAGCACUCGCAAACAAAAUUACAUGAUGAAUUUUUCACGGCAACAUGGGCUCAGGCAUUUCUACAACAGAAGACGAAGGUCACUUAGACGAUAUCCAUGAAGAAACGAGAAAUUUAUUUUUUUUCCUCCCAACAUGUGAUGUGUUGCUUUCCAUUCUUUAAAUCUAGCACUGCGUCUGGUAUCAGGACUUUUCUGCAGCUGGCUUGAUGAAUAACUGAAAGCCUUUCUCAAGACAGAGUGUACACCACUUUUUCGCACUGUGAACUAAUGAGAAGUGACUUAUUUUCUCAUAGGUAAAUGUUUUAAUGUUGAUGUGUCUGUGAAAAUUGUGAUCUGUUGUAAUAUCAGUUACAGUGGCAGUAUUGGAAGUAAGCAACUAAUUCUGUUUAACAGGAAAAAAAGUUUAAGCACAAAGACUUUUCAGAUUUUAUGUUUAUAAAAACCUACAUACUAAGUACAGAAUUUAACAUCCUUUGUCACAUAGGUAUUUAUGUGCACUGUAUUUCAGCUCUGUGUCAUUUUAUAUGAUUAAGUUAUCAUUGUUUGUCCUCUUUGUAUUCUCUUCUACAACAUGACACAUUGGCACUGUAUUUACUUGUUUUGUUGUUGUAAUAUUUUUGCUGCUGAUUUUUGGGCUAUUUACCUUCUUAAAAAAUGUAUUUUAAAAAAUCAUCAAAGUACCUAAUCCGGAAGGUAAUUGCAAGAGUAGUUGUAAAGGCGUUGAUAUCCUUUGGUCUUAUUCUUUGAUGUCUGUUGGUUAGCAUUGUUUUGUGGAUAAAAAAAGAAUGCUUGACAUUAAACUUUUUUCUACUAAGGAGUUGUGGAUUAAGCCCCAAAAAGAAUUUCCCAAUUCCCUGUCUAAAUGUAGUCAGUUCUCUGCAACUGAUUUACUUACAGUAACUGCCAUUUGGUGUCUGUAGUAAUGAAGUGAUUUGUAAACAGUGAACGUUCCAUUGUAUUCUCUUUGGUGUUUGUUUCUAUUGCGGGUCAUGUUUGUAUCUUCUGAUAAAGUUGUAUCUACACCAGCAACGUUAUAAUGCCCCUAUAGCCCUGUCUAUUAUCAUAAAUAAAAUGCUUCACUUUAUGGUGAACCAACCUAAAGAUCCAUGCUUCAAUAAAGACAAUGUCAACAAAGAA
Molecule: messenger RNA, 4505 nt
Organism: Pipra filicauda (Wire-tailed manakin)
Lineage: Eukaryota; Metazoa; Chordata; Aves; Passeriformes; Pipridae
Product: reelin
Exons: 21
Coding region: 7-3468 (1153 amino acids)
Biological process (GO): neuron migration; central nervous system development
Molecular function (GO): lipoprotein particle receptor binding
Source: RefSeq, a predicted model, not a curated record